UCUCCCUUUCGACUACUCUUCUCCCGUGUCGAAGACGAAAUAUGCCCUGCGCUCUCUUCCGAACUACUUCGUCUCGUCGAAUUUGACCCCCUUUCGUCUUCUCCCAUCGCACAAUGGCCACCGCGGUCGCCAAUGGCCACGCCACCCCCUCCGCUGAUGUGGCCAAACAACGGAGACAGAUCCACCACCACGCCGACGUCGUCAUCGUGGGCGCCGGGAUUCUCGGAUGCGCCCUCGCCGUGACACUGGGGAGACAAGGCCGGAGUGUGCUGCUGCUGGAGAACUCGUUAAAGGAGCCCGAUCGCAUCGUGGGCGAACUGCUGCAACCCGGUGGUGUCCAGGCCCUGGAGCAGCUGGGUCUCGCCGACUGUCUGGAGGAGAUCGACGCGAUCCCCGUGGAGGGGUACUACAUCACAUACCACGGCCAGCCGGUGGAGAUCCCGUACUCGGAGGCCUCGCCGACGACGCCGCCGCCCCGGGGCCGCUCCUUCCACCACGGCCGGUUCGUGAUGAAGCUGCGCGGCGCGGCGCUGGCGUGCCCCAACGUUACGGUGGUCGAGACCAAGGCCACGGAGCUGGUCACUUGCUCGCACACCAAGCAGGUUCUGGGUGUCGAGUGCGUGACCAAGGACGGCCAGGCGGACUGCUACUUCGGCCACCUCACCGUCGUGGCGGACGGCUACGCCUCCAAGUUCCGCAAGCAACACCACGCCCGCACCCCCGAGGUGCGCUCGCGCUUCUGGGGGCUGGAGCUGAUCGACGCCGUCAUGCCUAAACCCUACUACGGCCAUGUGCUGCUCAGCAACGACGCCCCGAUCCUCAUCUACCAGAUCGGCACCCACGAGACCCGCAUCCUGAUCGAUAUCCCCGAGAAUCUGCCGUCGGCCUCCGUCAAGAACGGCGGCGUCAAGGCCCACAUGCGCAAUGUCGUCCUCCCUUCGUUGCCGGAAUCCGUGCGCCCUUCCUUCGAGGCUGCCCUCGAAAAGGGCCCGCUGCGCUCCAUGCCCAACUCCUAUCUGCCCAGUGCGCGCAACCAGACCCCCGGGCUGGUCAUCCUGGGCGACGCCCUCAACAUGCGGCACCCACUGACCGGCGGCGGCAUGACCGUCGCGUUCAACGAUGUUGUCGUGCUGCGCGACCUGCUGAGCCCCGAGAAGGUGCACAGCUUCAGCGACACUGAGAAGGUCAUCCGCCAGCUGUCGUCGUUCCACUGGCAGCGCAAGAACGGAUCCUCGGUCAUCAAUAUCCUUGCCAUGGCGUUGUACAGUCUUUUUGCUGCGGACGAUGAACACCUCCGCGCUCUCCAACGCGGCUGCUUCCGCUACUUCCAACUGGGCAUGACGUCCGGCCCCGUGGGCCUGCUGGCGGGCAUGACCAAGAAACCAGCCGUGCUGUUCGGCCACUUCUUCUCCGUGGCCUUCCUGUCGCUGUGGCUGCUGAUCGCCGAAUCACCGCUGUACAAACUGCCGUUGGUGCUGUGGCAAUGUGUCAUGGUGUUCUGGACGGCGUGCGUGGUGAUCUUCCCGUACAUGCUGAUCGAAGCUUUUUGCUGAUGCUGAUGCUGAUGCUUAUGUGGAUAUCCCCUUUGCCUUUUUUGCCUCUUGUAUAAUACUGACAUCAGUGUCAUUGAGUUAACUAUAUUAAUACCUUCUUCUUUCAUGAUGUUGGUUGGUUUUGGUUGGGUACCUAGUAUAUAUACGUGCUAUGUUUUGUGUGUGUGUGUGUGUGUGUGUGUGUGUGUCGGAUAGAAUUAAUAGGAUAACGUGCAUUU
This is a messenger RNA of Aspergillus aculeatus ATCC 16872, 1771 nucleotides long. RefSeq names its product squalene monooxygenase erg1 (gene erg1). The coding region runs from base 114 to 1553 and encodes 479 amino acids. Lineage: Eukaryota; Fungi; Ascomycota; Eurotiomycetes; Eurotiales; Aspergillaceae. The record is from RefSeq and is a predicted model, not a curated record. The transcript has 2 exons. Gene Ontology annotation, molecular function: squalene monooxygenase activity; flavin adenine dinucleotide binding. Gene Ontology annotation, biological process: ergosterol biosynthetic process. Gene Ontology annotation, cellular component: endoplasmic reticulum; membrane.